UAAUUUUUUAAUUUCCCACUUCCUUAAGAAACCCUCAAGAACCUUCCUCUUCUCUUCACAACUUUAUUUAUUCAUUCCUACUCUUAACAACUCUCUCUUCAUUUCACCCAAAACACUCAACUCUCGUACUCGUUCCGUUCCAAUAGAGUUGUCCGUUUUGUCGUCGUCGCGUUAUUUAAUUUAGAUCCGACACUUCGGAAAUUAUACUCAGAGCUUGAUAAUGGAUCUGGAUAAUCCAAAUAAUGAUGAUAAUGGAUUUAUGGGCAAAGGCUACGCUCUUAGCGGUAGAAUUAUGCUGUCGGCGAUUGUUGUGUUGUUUUUCGUUGUUGUUAUGAUGGUCUGUCUCCAUCUCUACGCUCGUUGGUAUCUUCUCAAUGCUCGUCGCCGCCAGCUCCGCCGUGCUCGUACCCGCCGGACGCAGCUUGUUUUCUACGUUGACCCGGCUAAUCCUCAGGCGAGUGGUUUUACUGCCCCCUCUGGUGGACUUGAUGCGGCGGUUUUGAAAUCUUUGCCUUUGUUUGUUUACUCGUCGAAGACCCACCCGGAUUCUAUUGAGUGCGCGGUUUGUUUGUCGGAGUUUGAAGAAAACGAAACGGGUCGGGUGUUACCCAAAUGUGAUCACUCGUUUCAUAUUGAGUGUAUUGACAUGUGGUUUCAUUCUCAUUCCACGUGUCCUAUUUGCCGGUCUCCUGUUGAACCCGUAGCAGAUAAUCCUGUUUCUGAAAUUAAAGAAGUCGGCUCGGGUUCUUGUUUACCCGAGAGCCACACGGAUGCGUCUACGUCGUCGUUUAAUGAAAGAUGCAGCAUUACUGUUGAAGUCCCUAGAAGAAACGGAAUUUUGGAGGACGAGUCAGCCACCGAGUCACCGUCGUCUUACAGAUCGCCGAUGAGUCGUAUGUUGUCGUUUACGAGGAUGUUAAGUAGAGAAAGAAAAGGAAACGCGUCGUCUCCGUCAGGUAAUGCUGUGAGUGGCGGUGCCGGGUCUUUGAACGAGUCAGAUAUUGAGAAAGGUAGAGAUGAGACCAAUCGGACUCAAAUUAAACUCGGUGGUGACUCAGUUGUUUGAGUUGUAAGUGACACGUGGCAGUCUACAUUUUUUUCAUUUUGAUUAUAAGAGAAACAUUCGGCUACUGUCAGAUGUAACUAGGCUCGAGGUGGUGGCUAAGAUUUUUAGGAAAGGCGGCAAAUUUUUGUAGGCUUGCGGAUUGUGAUGCCGAUGUUGUGACUUCUGACUUUGUAUAUAACUUUUCUAUUUUUCAUUUCAUUGAUUUAAUCUUGUUUUUUUUUA
Molecule: messenger RNA, 1288 nt
Organism: Mercurialis annua (annual mercury)
Lineage: Eukaryota; Viridiplantae; Streptophyta; Magnoliopsida; Malpighiales; Euphorbiaceae
Product: RING-H2 finger protein ATL2
Exons: 1
Coding region: 221-1066 (281 amino acids)
Source: RefSeq, a predicted model, not a curated record